AUGUAUAGUUCUUUAAGGUCUUUUCUUUCUCGUAAAUCUAUUUUAUCUGUUAUAGGAAUUCUUGUUGCAUUUUUGAAUAAUGGCAGUGUCGAAAACGGAGUAUUUUCUGAACACGGUUUGAAUUCAAGAUUUUCAAGAAUAUUAUCUUCAGCUAAACUUGGAAGUGAAUAUGAUGUUUUAGACUUAUCUAUGCCCUCAGUUGUUAGUGUAUUUUCCUUAGGUAAAGAAGAAAUGAUGUCUUUGUUAAAAGAAGUAUAUGGACAAACAAAGAAAGCCAAUUUGAGUGAUGAAGAAAAAAUUAUUAAAGAUAUAAAAAAAUACAGAAUAAGUUGUAACUAUAGUGCUAUACCUUAUACAGAUGAAUUUGGUGUUGUUGUUUAUAACAAAACAGAUAAGGAAUUAGAUGCUGAUUUGGAAGGUUUAAAUGAAUUAUCUGAAACAUUUAGAGAUGAUGCUUAUAAUCACUGGGUUAGAGUGAUGAAGAAUGAAGAAAAUAAGUAUUUUGAAACUUUUGAUGAUUUAAGUACUUAUUACGAUAAAUUAAAAGAAGAGAAUUUAAUUUUAGAUAAUUAUAAAGAUCAAAAAUUAAAUGAAUGUAUUACUGCUGUGCAAACAAAAGCACAAAAGCUUUUACCAGGCUUAACAAAAAUAUUUGAAGACUGGGCUAAAGAUCAAACUUUAUAUAAAAACGAAUUCGAAACAUUAAUCUGUUCAGUAAGAAUUGCAUGGAGAGCUCUUACUAACUAUACUCUUUAUGAAUGUAAGAAAAUUUUCGUUAGAAAUUUAGAUGAAGUUGAAAAGGCAGAAGAAGAAAAAAAAUCAAAGAAAAAAGAAGAGAAAAAAAAUGAAAAGGAAGAAAAAACAAGUGAACAGAAAAAAGAAGAAAGCAAUACUAAAAAGAAUCUCAGAAAAAAACCACAAAAUGUUGGAGAUAAUUUUGAUGAAUUUUUAGAUAUGAAAGAAGCUGAUGAAAUUGUUCAAGAUGUAUUACAAGAAUUUGUAGAAGGAAAGAGCUCUGAAGAUGAAGAUAAAGAAAAAUAUGGAGAAAAACUUGAUGACUAUGAUGAUGACGAUGAAGAUGACUAUGAUGAUGAUGAAGAUGAUGACGAUGAUGAAGAUGCUGACGACGAUGAAAGAGGUGUAUUUAAAAUAAAGAAAGAUGAAACAGCUACAAUUAAGAAAGAUAUUGAAGAACUAGAAGAAUUUGUCUCAGUAGAAGACAUUACUAAUAUAGCACUUAAAAUAACAACUAAUGAAAAAAAUAAAGUAUCUAUGCUCAAAAAGGAAUUAAGUGAUUUCCAUCGUAAACAAUGUGAAAAACAUAAAGUAAAAGUAGAAGGUUCAAGAGGAGUAUUAAAAUCAUGUUAUAAUAUGAUAACAAAUGAAUUUGAAAAAGUACAAGGAUCACUUAAUAAAUCUUUCUUGUCCAUAUUAAUGGCUAAUGUAUUAUCCAAGAAAGAUGCUGAAAAAUACUUUGAUAAGUGUUUCAAUACUCAUGAAGACUUCAGAAAAAAAAUGAAAGAGACAUGUGAACAAAAGAUAAUUAAAUAUUUCAACUAUGAAGAUUAA
Messenger RNA from Plasmodium gaboni, 1569 nucleotides. RefSeq names its product exported protein (PHISTb). The transcript is spliced from 2 exons. The record is from RefSeq and is a predicted model, not a curated record. Lineage: Eukaryota; Apicomplexa; Aconoidasida; Haemosporida; Plasmodiidae. Bases 1 to 1569 code for a protein of 522 amino acids.